Messenger RNA from Nymphaea colorata (pocket water lily), 498 nucleotides. RefSeq names its product V-type proton ATPase subunit E2-like. Gene Ontology annotation, molecular function: proton-transporting ATPase activity, rotational mechanism. Gene Ontology annotation, cellular component: proton-transporting two-sector ATPase complex, catalytic domain. Gene Ontology annotation, biological process: proton transmembrane transport. NCBI's taxonomy places the organism in Eukaryota, Viridiplantae, Streptophyta, Magnoliopsida, Nymphaeales, Nymphaeaceae. The record is from RefSeq and is a predicted model, not a curated record. The transcript has 3 exons. Bases 1 to 498 code for a protein of 165 amino acids.
AUGGUGGAAGUUUUGGCUCUGCAGGGGGACGUGGGGCACGAUGUCCUGUUGUGGAUCACCCUCACCACCUUGGGAAUGCGGGUCUUGACGAACAUCGCGAGGUCCUGGUUGCCGAGUCGGGGACAGCCGAAGUCAUAUCCAACAAUAAAGGACUUCGUCCUGCAGGAGGCCCACGAGCGCGCCUUCGAACGCUUGGUCAUGGGGCUCAAGGAGUUCGAGAAGGAAAAGGCCAAGAUCGUCGAGGAGAAAAAGGAGGGCAUCGACAGCGCGGUGGGCGAGGUGGACCUGCGCAUCGACGACCGCUACUCCCUCACCGAGAAGAACGUGGACACCAAUACCAACCGGCUCAAGAAGAGCGACGAGUCCAACAUCUGCUUCGGAGGAGUCAUAAUGACCAACGAGGACGGACUCAUCGUCUGCAAGAACACGAUGGACGCGCGGUUGGAACUGGCCUACCAGAGCAUGCUGCCGACCAUCAGGGCGAGUCUGUACGACUAG